Messenger RNA from Daucus carota subsp. sativus, 1566 nucleotides. RefSeq names its product umbelliferone 6-dimethylallyltransferase, chloroplastic-like. Bases 125 to 1333 code for a protein of 402 amino acids. Lineage: Eukaryota; Viridiplantae; Streptophyta; Magnoliopsida; Apiales; Apiaceae. The record is from RefSeq and is a predicted model, not a curated record. Gene Ontology annotation, molecular function: prenyltransferase activity. Gene Ontology annotation, cellular component: membrane. The transcript is spliced from 12 exons.
UGCUCAGUAAAAUUAUUGUAAGUCAAUAAUUUACAACUUGCAUGCACUCUCUUUUUCCACAAAGAAUAAAACACUAGUCUGCAUAAAUUAAAUUGAAUGCACGGAUUUUCCAAAGAUCGGAGCCAUGAUUCAAACUUUCAGGUCUUCAAGCCAAUAUUGGAGUCUCCAACAUCUUCGACCAGAAAAAGGCUUUCAAGCAUGGCCAGAAUCAGCCACAAAACAUACCAAAAUAUUGUAUCAGAAUAAAGAAAACAUAUAUACCAGGCUUUGUAGCCACAUCAAUAUUUUGGAUUCAACAGAUAUUUUUAGAAGCAGUUGUAACCAGCAAAGAACAUACCGGGAUCAACUUGUACAAACGUUCCGGACAACAUCAAAUGGUGAGUUUGUCAUAGAACCAAAUGAUGAUAAGAAAGUCACGCCACAGAGUAACUUAUGGGCAAAAUGGGAUGCAUUUUAUAGGUUUUGUCAAUUAUACACUGCUACUGGUGUGGUUAUUGCAGUAGUUUCGGUUGCUCUUCUGCCUAUGAAUUCAGUAGGAGAAUUUUCUCCUGCAUUUUUUGUAGGAUUACUGCAGGCAUUGAUAUCAUUUACUUUCGCGAACACCUAUAUCAAUGGAAUUAAUCAAUUAGCUGAUGUCGAAAUAGACAAAAUAAACAAGCCCUAUUUUCCACUUGCUUCUGGAGAAUUAUCCAUGAGGCAAGGCAAAGCAAUUACCUCAGCAUUUGGCCUUAUGUGCUUGGCAAUGGGGAUUAUGUGCAAGUCUCCACCACUGUUCAUUGGGAUUCUGGUGCUCUUUUUACUUGGAACAGCAUACUCUGUGGAGCUACCAUAUCUGAGAUGGAAAACGAACCCCUACCUUGCUGCCAUAUGUAUAGUCAGUGCACAGGGAUUCACCACUCCGCCUACCGUCUUUUGUCACAUACAGCAUGUGCUUGGAAAACCGGUAGCAUUCACCAAGUCAUUCCGCUUUGCUACAAUUUUCUUCAGCUUGUUUGCCCUUGUUCUUGCUUUGUUUAAGGACAUACCUGAUGUAGAAGGAGACCGCGCGUUUGGCAACCAAACAUUCAGUGUGAGGCACGGGAAAAAGAAAGUCUUUUCUCUGUGUGUAAGCAUUCUGGUUAUUGCCUAUGGGUAUGCAUUGGUGAUUGGAGCUUCAUCUUCAGUCCUAAUAUGCAAGAUUGUGUCUGUGAUAGGCCACCUUACACUUGCCGCCUUGCUUCUCUUUCGAGCAAAAUCUGUUAAUCUUGACGACAAUGAAUCUACACAAUCCUUUUACAAGUUAUUAUGGAAGAUGCUUUGUGCAGAGUAUAUUCUUAUUCAUCUCAUAAGAUGAGAAGAUUCAACUUCUCCAUCAGAAAAUGAUCCAGGAUGUGGUAUGAAGAACCUGCCAAUGGUGUGCAUGCAUAUAAGUAGACCCUAUAUAUAUGUUACUCAUAAAAGAUAAUUAUAUAUUUCCAGGACCCUAUUAGAUGUGGCUUUAAACCCUUGAAGGGAGAGAUGAGCUUAAGAUGUCAUUACAGAUACUCAAAAUUAACUCAAGUUAAUUUUCAAGUUGUUUUUCUUGCC